Molecule: messenger RNA, 321 nt
Organism: Parnassius apollo (apollo)
Lineage: Eukaryota; Metazoa; Arthropoda; Insecta; Lepidoptera; Papilionidae
Source: the annotation of a GenBank genome assembly
AUGUACAACAAAUAUUCUGGAAAACCUAAAAUGACACUCUACGAUUAUCGCUUAGCUGUGAUAAAUGAGCUUUUACCUGAAAAAAAUACUGCAGUGUCUGUUCCAACCGGCCCAAGCAGAGCGAAAACGAGCAGAGAAGUGCCACACAAAAUCAGUAAAAUAACUGAGAGAAAUUCCAAAGGAAACAUCAAGCGCAAGAUGUGCCGCAUGUGCUCAAAAUCUCAAAAAAUACGGAGAGACUCUAUGUGGCAUUGCGAAACUUGCAUUGACAAACCUGGUCUGUGCUUUGAGUGUUUUGACGAAUUCCAUUUGUCCAUCUAG